Fusarium sp. VM40 is the source of this 2184-nucleotide messenger RNA. The record is from the annotation of a GenBank genome assembly. Lineage: Eukaryota; Fungi; Ascomycota; Sordariomycetes; Hypocreales; Nectriaceae.
AUGACGUCUGCAGCAUCUGAAUCCGUGGCAACCAUUCUCUGCAACUCCAAGCAAACGCGCUUCCAAAUCACCAAUAAUCGCGAACUCGAUAUUGACGGAGUCAACAUCACCGUCACUUCCGGCGACAAACCAGUCGGCAAGGGAAAAGCAAAGGCGAAAAGCGAUGGUGUUGAGAUUCUUGCUGGCGCCAAACUUCGACUGAAGGAGGGUCAACGAUAUGCUCUUGUAGGGCGCAAUGGAACUGGGAAGUCAACGCUUCUCAAGGCUAUUGCUGAAAAGCUUAUCCCUGGUAUCCCAGAAGACACGAGGAUUGCAAUUCUCCAACAAACGAAACUCACAGAUGAAGGAUCUGGAGAUAAACCAGAACCCGCCAAUAGCGGCGAGUCAUCUGUUCUGGAACAGGUCAUUGAAAAGGCCACGGCCAAACAUGCAAUUGAGCAGGACAUCAAAGACCUCAAAGAGGGAAUAAACGCCUCCGAUCCAUUCGCUCCCGUCAAGGCUCUACGGCAUCACAAACAUCAAAAACACCAAGAGCGACUUUUCCGGCUAGACAAAGAUGCUCGACUUCGCAGCGGCGCCCGUGGAAUGGCUGCUCGCAAAGCACUUACUGCCUAUGAGAAAGUCGUGGCAGAUUCAACUGAACUGCUAGAGCAGUCAAACGAAGAUAUCUCACCGGAUACUCUUCAAGCUGAGACCCAAGAAGCAGUCGACAUGCUCGCUGAUCUCCAGAUCCAAGUCGACCCAACUCGUGUAUCAGAGAUAGAAUCCAAAGCCAAAAAGAUCUUGAUCGGUCUAGGCUUUUCCGAAACUCUCAUCCAGAAACCCAUUUCGAGCUUGUCUGGCGGCUGGCACAUGCGCGCUUCUCUCGCCACGGCUUUGGUCCAGGAGACAGAUAUACUCAUCCUCGACGAACCCACCAAUUUUCUCGAUCUUCUUGGGAUUAUAUGGCUCCAGCGCUAUUUACAGAAUCUUGAGGAGACUGAUAACUCGCCAACUCUUAUCCUCGUAUCGCACGAUCGCGACUUUAUCUCUCUAUGCAAUGAUCUUCUCAUCCUCAAAGACAAACAGCUCACUUACUUCCACGGCGACCUGCCCACAUAUGAAGAAUCGCAAAGUGAGCGUAAGCAAUGGCUUACUUCGAUGAAGGAAGCACAGGAUAAACAAAAGGCUCACAUCGAAAAGUCCAUCGCAGCCAAUAUGAAAGCCGGAAAGGCCAACGAUGAUACCAAUAAACUCCGUCAGGCUAAAUCUCGUCAGAAGAAGCUGGAUAAUCGCUGGGGAUUGCAGGUCAGCGCCAAGGGCGGCCGUUUCAAGCUCAAUAGAGACUUGGUUGGUUAUCACUUGACAGCGCGCGAAGACAUCGACAGCCCGCCUGAGGAUCGCCCUGUUGUUGUGAAUCUUCCUGAACCUCCGGAAUUGCGUUUCCCAGGCGCUCUUACAUCUCUUGAGAAUGUUGCGUUUAGAUACUCUUCCAAGACGCCGCUUGUUGUUCAGGACAUCACCCUUUCCGUCGGUAUGGGAGAUCGUAUCGGGAUUCUUGGUCUCAAUGGUGCGGGAAAGUCGACGCUUAUCAAACUUCUUGUUGAAGAGACUCGAUCAACAUCCGGGACUCUCACGACGCACCCGCGAUUAAAACUGGGUUACUACUCCCAACAUGCCGUGGAAGCUCUACAGUCCCUCGGCCGUUCAGAGCCCACACUUACAGCCCUCGCGCUCCUUACCCGCGAAGUCGAGGGCGAACUUACAGAAGGCGACCUUCGCGGACUUUUAGGCCAACUCGGUCUCCCAGGUCGAAUCGCCUCCGACGUACCGCUGUGCAAACUCUCUGGAGGACAGGUCGUGCGCUGCGAGCUAGCUCGUUUGUUCUGGCGAAGGCCGCAUUGUCUUGUGCUCGAUGAAGUCACCACCCAUCUUGACUACGAGACCGUGACGGCUUUACGGGAGGCAUUGAGGGAUUGGGAGGGUGCUGUGAUUCUUGUGAGUCACGACCGAUGGUUUAUGCGUGGUGUGAUUGAAGGUGCGACGGAGGAUGAUGAGGAUACUGAUGGUGAUGAGGAGGAGGAGAGCGUGAGGAGACGGAAGGUUUAUAGGCUCAAGGGAGGGAAGAUGAGUACACUUCAGAAUGGUGUAGAUGAGUUUGAGCAGCUCAUGGAGAAGAGGGUGAAGAAGCUGCUUCAGGGCUAG